Molecule: messenger RNA, 1955 nt
Organism: Papaver somniferum (opium poppy)
Lineage: Eukaryota; Viridiplantae; Streptophyta; Magnoliopsida; Ranunculales; Papaveraceae
Product: polyadenylate-binding protein-interacting protein 11-like
Exons: 12
Coding region: 347-1555 (402 amino acids)
Molecular function (GO): RNA binding
Source: RefSeq, a predicted model, not a curated record
CGAAGUAGAAGAGAAGAAACGGACGAUCCGAAGAACUACUAAAACAACUUCACAGACACCUUCUCUCUAGAAAUUUUAAUUAAAAAAUAAAUAAAUAGUAGUACUAAUAAUAAAACAAAUAGUAGAAAUUUCCCCUCUUGUUUUCUUGGUUGAUUUCGCAGACUAAAUUUUUGAUUCCUUUUGCUGUUUGGGGAUUUUUAGAAGUGUAUGAUUCUAAUGACUGAUUAAAUGAAGAAGAUUUAGAUAAUAAAUAUAAAAGAGUGAUUUUGAAAGAGAAGGAGAAAUAAGAAGUGGGUUUUGGUUGAAUUUGGGAAAAUAUAUCUGUUUUUUUUUUUCUGGUUUGAUCAUGGCGGUCGUUGAAAAUGCUACUGUUGAUUUGGGGGUUAAUGGUUCAUCAAAUAGGAAUUUUGAAACACAAACAACACAGAAUUCUUCAAACGAUCUUGUUGAUCAAAACAACAAUCUAGGGAUUCGGAUGGUGGAUCCUAAUUUUCACUUGAAAGUUCAGCAAUUUCAUCAACAACAGCAGACUUACCCUGCUGCUGCUCACAUGAGCAACAACCAUAUGUCUCAGGUUCAUCAUCACAGUCUUGAUCAAGGAGAAAUUAAUAAUGGGGUUGGUUCGAUUAUUAUGACUAAUGGAAAUUCGGGUUAUGGAUUACAACAACAGAAUCAUCAACAACAAAAUGGUGUAGAUUUACAGAGAAAUGGUGAAGUAAGUGAAGGGUUUAAAAGGGAUAUGAGAGAUUUAGAGGAACUUCUCUCUAAGUUGAAUCCCAUGGCUGAAGAAUUUGUUCCUCCUUCACUAUCUAACAAUGGAUCAGUAGGAGGUGCUGGUUUUUACCCUAACAAUUUUGCCAUGCAUAGUAACAAUGGUAAUGGAAAUGGAAAUGUCAAUGGAAAUAUUAACAGAAGGAAGAAGAAUAACUUUAGCCAGGGAAAGCGCAGGAUGAAUAGUCGAACAAGUAUGGCGCAACGAGAAGAGAUAAUUAGGCGCACUGUAUAUGUAUCUGACAUUGAUCACCAGGUUACUGAAGAACAGCUUGCUGCUCUCUUCAUCAACUGUGGACAGGUUGUGGACUGUCGCAUUUGUGGUGAUCCUAACUCUGUUCUUCGCUUUGCUUUCAUUGAGUUCACUGACGAGGAUGGUGCAAGAGCUGCUUUGAGUUUAGCUGGGACAAUGCUCGGUUAUUACCCAGUAAGGGUUCUGCCUUCGAAAACUGCAAUUGCGCCAGUUAACCCAACAUUUUUGCCGAGGUCUGAAGAUGAGCGGGAGAUGUGUGCAAGAACCAUCUACUGCACAAACAUUGAUAAAAAGGUCUCUCAAGCAGAUGUUAAACUCUUUUUUGAAUCAAUAUGUGGAGAGGUUUACCGUUUGAGACUUCUCGGAGACUAUCACCAUUCUACUCGUAUUGCUUUUGUCGAGUUUAUAAUGGCUGAAAGUGCAAUUGCUGCUCUGAAUUGUAGUGGUGUGGUGCUGGGAUCCUUACCAAUUAGAGUAAGCCCUUCAAAGACGCCAGUUCGUCCACGUUCGCCUCGUCCAGCAAUACACUGAGUGCUAGCAGGACGGUCAAGCUGAAGAGGCAAGAAUCCAAAUAUACUGUCCUGCAUUCCAGUUGUGGCUGCAGGUCUCCCAGACUAUGUUACCGCUUUAUGUAUCUACUACUCAAUAUACAGAUAAUAUUUAACGAUACCUCUGAUCGGUUUCGUUUAUAGUUUUUCUAUUUCUGGUUUUUCUUUUCUUUCUUUCUUUUUCAUAUUUAGUCUGCGAUCUUUUGUUUUAUGUAGGUUUAAGGAUAUGUAUGUUCUGUUAGUUUCUAGUAUGUAGAGUUGGAAUGGAACUUCGAGGCUUCGAAAGAGUUAAUAUCUAUCAUUUAACAUGAAAACUGUAGCAAAUUGUCUUGUAGGAAGAUGGACCAAAAGCUUAUAUAUGAUUUCGACAGUUUCUAUCCAAA